UUCUGCCUUUGUGGAAGUUUGGUCGUCUAACAGAACUGAAAAUUACUCAAAAACCUUUGAACAGCAACUUCUUGAUAUGGGAGCAAAAGUUUCAAAAACUUUGAACAAGCACGUAACCCAUGUUGUCUUCAAAGACGGACGUUUGACUACAUGGAAGAAAGCACAGAAGAUGGGUGUAAAAAUAGUUUCUGUACUCUGGGUGGAAAUGUGUCAAGAAACUGGAGUCCAUGUUGAUGAAUCCCUAUUUCCUGCAGUAGACACUAAUGAGGGAUUACUACUACCAGUCAAAAAACACAAAUGUAUGCAGCCAAAAGACUAUGUUGAAAAAACUCCAGAAAAUAAUGUAAAGCUUCAGAGAAGACUGAACCGAAUGGCUAAAGAACUAGCUUUACAAAAGACAGCAGUUAUUGCUGAAACAGAUGUACCAGUUUUAUUAUUUGAAGACAAUGGUUCACUUAUAUACAGCCCUGUUAAUACGAUAAAAGGUCAAUGCAAUGCAAUGGAAAGAAGGAUAAGUGAUAUGAAGGAAAAAAGAGAGAAUCUUUCUUCUGUUGGUUCACAGAUGAUUCAAACACUUCCAAGUGGGUCAGCAGGAGACUGCCCACUUUCUACUUGUAUCUUACCUAAUUCAGAAGAUGUGCUGCUACCCGAAGCACAAAUGGAAGCCUGCUUGAACUCAAGUUGUGAUUAUCUUCAGAGCUCUGAAACGUUAAAGAGACAGAGAGAAGAAGUAGCAGAACAUGCCUGUGAUACUUGGACUGAUAUUUCUGUAUCCAUGAGUGCAUCAGUGAACUCUCCAUCACAUGGCAAUGAGCAGAAAAGCUUAACACAAAAACGAGGUCCCAGAAAUUUAACAAAGAAACAGAUUGUACAGCACAUUUCGGAUGACAGAUUGUCUUUUGGAAAGAAACAUUUAAAGUUUCCAAAGAAAAAUCAGAAAAACAAGAGAAAGACUGCUUCAAUUGCAAAUAAAAGUUCUCUUCUCAAGGACUUUGGUGAUUGUACUCCUUCCAAAAAAAUAGUCCAGUUAAAUACAAUUCCUGCUUUGACUGACAGUCUCUCUAGUUCACCUAUAAAUAGUGAAGACUUAAAUGCUUGUUCACUGGAUAAAAGCUUCCCUGUUGACAGAAAUGAUUGUGUUCUUAAAGACAAGAAGAGGAAGAAACUACAAACAUUACGAAGUUUGAAGCUGUCUAUCUCAGAACUGGGUGCAUCACGUUCUAUGGGGUUUUUGGAAGCAGUUACUACACAUAACAAGUCUUACUGCCCUGAAGAGGCUUCUUAUGAAGACUUCUUUUCAUCAUCUAAUUCAAAUGAAAAUGAAGUACAGAUACAAGUACCAAAUGAAUCACAGAAUCCUCCUGAAGUUUGUUGCAAAGACUCUUCUACAAGCAUGGACCUAUAUGAUGUGAGUUUGUGUGAGCCAUAUAACACUCUUAAGAAAAGUAGAAAGAUGUCUAUUUCAGUGAAUAAUUUUCCACUAAAGGAAAAAAACAAACCAGCUAAACAUCUGGAAAGCAUACCAUUAAAUGUAUCAGGUGGUGAAGAAGAUGACACUGGAGAAGCUCUGGAUGCUGAUGAUGUAAGCAGGCUGCCACAGCAUGCUCAGGAAAAAUCCUACAGCAGUGUGAAUGACUGUGCUCAUACUACUGGUGGUGAAAAUGAAGCUUCAGAGUGUCACGUUACUGAUGGCUCUUGCAAAAUUUUUGACGAAUGAAAGAAUAAGCCCACUGGGGGCUUAAGAAAAGCUGGAAGACUCCAAAAGGCAUGCUUAUUGUACUGUUAACAUGGAAGAUGUCUAAUCAAAUAUAUGUAAAAUUGUACUGUCAACAACAAAAGCCAUGAAGACAGAAGAGUUUAUAAUGGCAGCUGCAUGCAUGUUUGGGAAAGGAAAGUAAGAUUUUCAGGAAUAUUCAAUGGCUUCAGAAAAAAGAUUUUUGAAUUUAAAACAACAUCACCACCACCCCAAAGCCAGGACUUUUGGUGUGUUCAAAGGCAGUGCAUACAGAAAAAUUUAUGAAAUUGAGUCUUAGUUUUGAGACAGAGUUGGUAAGGAUAAACACUGUCAAUUAAUGCUUAUGAAUGUCAGCAGGUGGCUUCCCUGAUCUAGAA
Messenger RNA from Ficedula albicollis (Collared flycatcher), 2112 nucleotides. It is a transcript of the gene MCPH1, whose product is annotated as microcephalin 1. The transcript has 9 exons. The coding region runs from base 77 to 1717 and encodes 546 amino acids. Lineage: Eukaryota; Metazoa; Chordata; Aves; Passeriformes; Muscicapidae. Gene Ontology annotation, biological process: mitotic cell cycle. The record is from RefSeq and is a predicted model, not a curated record.